AUGGGGCGAAGCUCACUCAAAUCUCAGGCCGUUCACAACGAGAGCAGGCUGGCAAUUAAUUUUCAUGCAAUACCUUGGAUGCUUCUUUCUUUGGGCUUGCUCAUGUUCAAUAUCAUACUAUAUGGACAGAAUCGACGACUUGAGGUUGCUGCAAAUGAUAACGGUUUUACAGGAAUAUACACCCAUGGGAAGACAUGGGAUCAGUUCCACACAUACACCGAGUACAGCGAUGUGAACCAGUCCAUUUCGGACGCCGCAUGGGAAUCCUUCACAACAAACGGUUUUGUUGCCAUUCCACACAACGAGGCAGCAGACUUUGGUCUUCCUCUCGCCGAAGACUUUCCCGAUGAUCCGAGUAAGGGGGUGUAUGUGCUUUCAGGGUUUCAUCAAGUCCACUGUGUGAUAUAUCUGCGAGAUGUAAUCACGGACUUGAGAGCCGGCAAAUCAGUUGACGAAAAACUCAUUCAUCUCAACCACUGUUACGAUGCUCUGCGCCAAGAGAUUCAGUGUCAUGCCGAUGACACCCCUCUCUAUGCUCCUUAUCGAUCAAAACUUACCGGAAAUGGCCAAUUCCGACGAUGUAGAGAUUGGAAGGCGUUGACGACUUGGGCGCAGGAACAUACUGCUUGCUAUCCUACUGGGCAUUGUGCAGAUCUGGCGCUAGUCCCUGGAGUCAUAUCUCUAUCACGCUCACGUAAGCGCGGGGGACCCGUAAGCUUUGCCAUCUGCAAUACUGUAACAUCAUUGCAUGCUGACGAUAUCGCUGGCGAGCAACUGUGCCCCAAGGCUAAAAUUUCCUUGAGUCAUGGCACAGCAUAUCAAUAUGAUAACUUAAUCACCAUCGAUACGUGCAUGAGCGGCGUAGAGAUAUGGUGCUAUACUUCAUUCGAUUCUGGCAAUAGUGCCACCCAACGACCUGCGGAGUUUUUCACUUGGUGA
Sclerotinia borealis F-4128 is the source of this 939-nucleotide messenger RNA. The record is from the annotation of a GenBank genome assembly. NCBI's taxonomy places the organism in Eukaryota, Fungi, Ascomycota, Leotiomycetes, Helotiales, Sclerotiniaceae.